Spirodela intermedia is the source of this 1862-nucleotide messenger RNA. NCBI's taxonomy places the organism in Eukaryota, Viridiplantae, Streptophyta, Magnoliopsida, Alismatales, Araceae. The record is from the annotation of a GenBank genome assembly.
AUGUCGAUGGUGACGUUCUGGGGCCGGAUCGUCGCGCGUGCGUGCGGAGCGGGCGCGUCGCGGCACCAUUUCUUCUCAACCAGGAGCCCCUACCUGGGUACACACUUUCAUCGAUGUGUUGUUAAUCUCUGAUCUGUGCUGCCAUUGCUGAGGAUUUGAUCACCCGCUCUGUUAAAUUUGAUGCGUCUGGUUGCAGUGAAGGUGGGGAUCCCGGAGUUCCUCAUCGGGGUCGGGAAGGGGGUGGAGGCCCAUGUAGCGAAACUGGACGCGGAGAUCGGGGACUUACAGAAGCUCCUUGUCACCCGAACUCUACGGCUCAAGAAGCUUGGAAUUCCCUGCAAACAUGUUGGUGAUCUAUUAUACACCGUUGCUCCAUCUCUUAUUUACUUAAACCGGUUUUUUCGUGUCGUAUAUCCUUGUUAAAUCCGGCAUUCAACAGCGUGUAUUCCUCAUUCUUCACGGAUUCUUUCUGCACUCUAGGAUGAUAAAUGCUUUGUUUCUUCGUUUAUAUAUAUAUUAGUAGCAUGGCUUGUCCUGUUCCACACAGAAGAACUUAUGAGAAAAGCAGGUUGCAGAGUCGUCGUUUUUUUCUUAUUUCAUAUGUUAAUGCCUACUGGCUGGUUUCGUCUUCAUCACAAACUAGUAAGUAGAGGUGACAGAGAUCAAUCGAAGCCUGAAUCUUUGUGGUUUCACACAGAUCCUUACUACUUUCGGUGGAUUCCAUCUUCCAGAAAACUCUGGCUGAAAAUAUAUCAUCAUGUUUAUCUGAUGUUCUGGGACAACUACUGGCGGUUUCACUUAUCUCAGGCUGAUGAAUUGAUGCCAUCUAGACUUCAAGAUGUUGAACUCCCAGAAUAAAAGCAUCAUGGAAGUCAUCUCCACAGGAUGUGAUGUGUUGCAUAGUUGUUCUGAUUUUUCAAAGUUCAUUAGAAAAAGGAAUUGAAAAAAAAUAUUUCCAACGGAGAGGAUUUGGCAAGAAUUGGGCUCCAUGGCAUCCCAUUUUUGCUGCCAUUGUCUGAUGGUGUUGCCAAUGUCUUCAUAGUUCUCUCUCUCUCUCUCUCUCUCUCUCCCUCUCUCUCUCUAAUCUGUCAGAAAAUGUAAACAGCACAAGCGUUCGUUCAUCAGAUUAUAUGACCGAUAGAGACCAGCGGUGGAUCGACUAAGCAUGGCAUCAGUAAUUCAGUCAAUGAUUCCAAGUGCAGCACUGAAUCUUAAUCUCAUCCAAUAAGAACUUUGGAAAUCGAUUUGGAUGAGAUAUGCGUUGUGUACUGAUAGUGAUAGUGAUUCCAUUUAUGCUCACUUGAAGAUAAAUAUGUGUAGAAUGGCAUUCAAAUUUGCAGCAUCAUAUCCGACUUCUCUCCAAGUUUACUACCCCAUUUGCAUGUUCCUGAUCCUAUACAAGAUAGGGUAUUAUGUGAUGAGUCACCCAUCACAGCGCAACCCAACGAUGAUUGGAAAAUGUGCGCAGAAGGUUGACAUGGAGAGAUUUUCUUGGAAUAAUUUAGGGGACAAUUUUCUCUUAUUUUUCUUAAUCUAUAUAUAUGUGGGAAUCAAAUUUUGUGUUAUUAAACAGGAUCGGAAAUCUAUAAUUUUUAUUUUUUUUCAAGUGCUUCAUUCAGAGAAGAUUAUUCAAAGGAAUUUAAAUACAUUAGAUGUCUAAUUAUUUCAGUUGUUUAGAUUUUGGAGGGAAUCAGAAAGUAAUUAUUGAUCGAAUGCUCAAAUAUUUAUCAUUUUAUUUCCUACAUCCCGAGCAAGAUAAUUCUUGACAAUUCCGAACCAUGCAGAGAAAGCUGAUCCUCAGCUACGCCCACAAGUACCGGCUUGGUCUGUGGAGACCUCGGGCCGAUGCAGUCAAGAUCUGA